GAAAUGUUAUGGAGGGUGUCUGUGUUAUGGUGUGUGUUUCCAAGUGUUAGUGGAACUGUGAGAAGGCAUCUCUUUCACAGAGCGGACAGGUGGCCAUGAUUUACGGCCUCUUACAGGAAUCGCCCCCGUCUAUGAGAGCCAUUUAAAGCGUGCACACGCACACAACAGAAGUAAGACUAUGACAGAACUGCUGUCUGUGACACAGCAAUGUAAAGAGUGUGAAACUAGGGGAAAGACAACAAAUGCAAAAAGGGCCACUGAUGCAACUCUCUUGACACACUCUUCUGUAAAUAAGUUGUUUUCAGACCCACCUCUGCUUACUCUUCACUCUCACACACACCAACUCUUCCCCUCAUUUUCUCUGCUGUACACACACACACACACACACACACACACACACACACACACACACACACACACACAUGUACACACCCAGUCUCACACCGCCAGCCAGCCAUUCGUUCUUCACUCACACCCUCAAAUCUUACCAAGCUCGGCUCUCCCCGCUCAGAGGCAGACAGGAGCAGCGCGGCAGCCUGCUAAAGGAGUUGAGGGAAGGAGCAGCGGAGUCAGAGAGACAGACAUUGAACGAGAGAAGGGAGGGGGAUGAAAGAGUGAAGGGAGAGCAAAGCAGGGAGAGAGCGCUGUUCCCCAUAUGCUGAGGGGGCAAUGGGCGGUUGAACAAGCUGCCCCCACUGAAGCCUCCUGACUCAUGGGAGCGUCAGACCCCGAUCCCCCAGAGAGCUUGGAAACGCUGCCGAACCACGCGCAACAGAGAAGGAGGGGAGCCAGAGAGAGAGAGAGAGAGAGGGAAAAAAAAAAGUCCGGGGAGAGGAGAAGACGGGAGAGGAGAGGGAAGGAAGCCACAACGGUAGGCUGUCCCACUCAAUUGCUGUGCCGUGAUGACGUCAGAGGGCAUGUGACCCAGGCUCUCCAGUGACGGCACAUGGAGGGCAGGAAAGAGACGAGUUUUAAAGCUGGUGCCUUCUGGGUUGUGUGAGGGCUCUGCUCGCCUCCCAAACAACCACAGAACCACAGACGUGCGGCUCGGGGUUGGUGUUUGAGGGCGACCUGGAGUGUAAAUGGUUAAUCGUCGCGGGCCAGCACCAGUCACAAGGACGGCGCUAAGCGAGUAAGUACGUUCCAACCACACUCGCCAAGCAAGCAAGUCCGACACCAUCUGAUCUAUCCGCAAAGGCGAUAUUUGCCUCUGCACUUUUUUUUUUCCUCUCUCUGUAAAACCAGACCUGGUUGUUACUUGUGGUCAUCCAAAUAGUUGAUACGUAGAAGCAUGUCUUGUGGAUGGCUUUUCCAUUUUUUUCCUCAUGACAUGCUGCGUGCUCUUGGUUUAGGACGUGUCAAGGGUCACGGAAACCACAGAGGAACAAAAGUGGGGCUUGCUGCGACCAGAGGCAGCCAUGGCAUCUAACAGCCUUUUCAGCACGGUGACGCCAUGUCAACAAAACUUCUUCUGGGAUCCCAGCGCCAGUCGGAGGUUCAGUCCGCCGUCCAGCAGCCUCCAGCCGGUCCCAGGGAAGAUGAACGACGUGAGCUCCCCCGGCGGGCAGCCGGACGCGGCGGCGGCGGUGCCAAGACUGCGCCCCCACGAAAACCGCAGCAUGGCCGAGAUCAUCGCCGACCACCCGGCCGAGCUGGUCCGGACCGACAGCCCCAACUUUCUGUGCUCGGUCCUGCCCUCCCACUGGCGGUGCAACAAGACGCUGCCCGUCGCCUUCAAGGUGGUCGCCCUGGGAGACAUACCCGACGGGACAGUCGUCACGGUAAUGGCGGGGAACGAUGAGAACUACUCUGCCGAGCUGCGGAAUGCCUCGGGUGUGAUGAAGAACCAGGUAGCGCGCUUCAACGACCUUCGCUUCGUGGGCCGCAGUGGCAGAGGCAAGAGCUUCACGCUGACAAUCACAGUAUUCACCAACCCACCACAAGUGGCCACUUACCACCGAGCCAUAAAGGUCACCGUGGACGGACCGCGUGAGCCCAGGAGGCAUCGUCAAAAGCUUGAGGACCCUCCCAAGGCCGGUCUCUUCUCCGACCGCCUCAGUGAGCUCGAGAGGAUGAGGGUGAGGGUCGGCGUUCCCAAUCAAGCCCCCCGGCCGACUCUCAAUACGGCACCAAACUCCUUCAACCCACAGGGUCAGACGCAGAUAACAGACCCUCGUCAGUCCCAGUCCUCUCCUCCCUGGUCAUAUGAGCAGACGUACCCGUCCUACCUGAGUCCCAUGGCGUCCCCCUCAGUCCACUCCACCGCCCCCCUCUCCUCCAGCCGAGGCACGGGCCUGCCUGCCAUCAGUGACGUGCCUAGACGAUUGCCAGGUUCUUCCGACCUGAGCCCAUUCCCUGGUCAGUUUGAGCGUCAGUUCCCGGGCCUCUCCUCCCUCACAGAGACCCGCUUCUCCAGCCCUCGGAUGCACUACCCAGCCACCUUCACCUACACCCCGCCCGUCACCUCCGCCAUGUCCCUGGGCAGCGCCCACUACCACACCUACCUUCCCCCUCCUUACCCGGGCUCCACCCAGAGCCAGAGCGGACCCUUUCAGACCAGCAGCACACCCUAUCUCUACUACGGCGCCUCGUCCGGCUCGUACCAGUUCUCCAUGGUCCCCGGCGGCGAUCGCUCGCCCUCCCGGAUGAUCCCGCCUUGCACUAGCGCCUCCACGGGCACCUCCCUGGUGAACCCCAACCUGCCCAGCCAGACGGAGGGAGGGGUGGAGGGCGACGGGAGCCACAGCAACUCCCCGACAGUUCUCAACCCCGGAGGCCGCAUGGAUGAAGCUGUCUGGAGGCCGUAUUGAAGAAGAGCAGGGGGCGGAGAUUCGGAAGUCAGCUGAGGUCAUGGUUUGAAAGCACAAAACCUUUUUAUAUUGAAAAGGGGAUUUUUGAGCUCUCAUCAUCUAUCUCUACCUUUUGCUUGGAAAUUAAGGUUGAGAUAAGAAGAAAAAGAAGAGAAAAAAGAGACCAGACAUGUAUGGACUUGUCUUCCUGGAAUGUGUUUUGACCAAGGCACUACAAAGGGAGUCAUUCUCACAGCAAUAAUGAGAAAGACAAUUUUGGUUUACUAGGCCUCAGUGGAUGAGACAUUAUUUCAGUUUUAUUAUAAUCCACAAGCUAAGGGAUGCUUCAACAAUAUUUGUAGAAGACUGCCUUUUUUUGUAUAGUGUUUGUAUUUCAAUAAGGCUUUUUGCAGAGCAUGUUUUUGUACUACGACAAUAUCAAGAUGCAAGUUAAGCACUGAGUAGCAAGUGAUGAGAGUAACGCAUAUGUUACCUUAAGUGGUAUGGACAGUAAAUUUGCUUUAAAUCAAUUAAUUUAACUUGUACAUUGUGGGUGAAACGAUGUAGAUUAAGGCGUUUUUUUUUUCUUAGUUUUAACUUAUAAAGCCAUAAAUUAUGUAUUGUAUUUGAAACUUGAGGCAAAGAAGUGUAAUCUGAAUAUUUUUGAUGCAUCUAUAUGACUAAGUUAAAAUGAAUUUUCUUAUGUUUUUUUUGAUAGGGUAAUUUAAGAUAGUGAGAGGUCUAAUUUCUUUUUUUUUUGCAGUACCCAAAGAUUUAAAUAGUUUUCAAAUAUGAAAUGUAAUUUCCAAAGAGUAUUGCAACAUGUUUCUUCUGGUGUAACUUUCAGUUUAACUGCUCCACACGUUGAGAGCCCGACAUCCGCGCUAGGCGUUGACACACAUUUGGCUGGGAAUUAAACCUUCGGUAUUUAUUGAGCAAUAACUGGUAUUGUGCCUCUUGGCAACAUACCAUGAAAGAGCGCUUCAAUGGGGGAAAAAUAAUUAUCCGUUGGGGGAAAAGUCUGCUCGAUUUCUGUAGUUUGUCUGACAUGCACACGCAUAUGCAUAUGUAUUUUCUUAUCCAAAUGAGAAAUGGUACGUUUAUAGACGAAUUGACACAGAGCCCAAAGAUGAUGAUUGCAGUGCCUCGUCUGGCGGCGCACCCCGAAGCAACAGGUCAGACUUUUUAGGGUUCAGUUAGCUUGUGAUACAUGAAGUCCUCAGGACUGGAGUAAUCUUUGGGGUGAUCCCGCGUAUUUUUUGCUAAACCAGCUCCAUCAAGAUCAUCGGGGGGAUGGGAAAUGCCAAGUCUGUUAUAUCUUUCAUAUCAUAUGCAAAAGAGAGCUUUGAAAAAGUUUGUCUUGGUGUGUGACACACGUGGGUACUUUGUUCCUUUGCAUUCUUCUUCUCUCUCAGUCUUUAAGAUUGAAAGGGAGACAUCGCAGUUAAAAACAAGAGACUGUGACAUUCCUUCAGACAUUUAUUUAUUCAAUUUUUUUUGCCUUUGUUGACAUGAUUUACCAAAUACAUUUGUACGGACCUCGCUAACCCGUGUCACAAUCGGAAAAUCUCUCCGUGGCACCAGGAUGAGUGGGAGGCCUGAUAUUUUCCAACCUGAAAUUACUAUGUGAGUCGAUUAUUUUAUUUUUUUUUUUUUUUAAUGUUUUUUUUGAAAGCGUCGGGAGUAAAAGGAAAACGUGCAAACCCAAGGUGAUUGGAUGCAGCUGCUGGCAGCAAACUGGUAACCAGAAAAUAUGGGCGACUUGUGUAUGUUUGUUUCAUAAAGCACUUAUUUCUUGUUUUAUUUCUAGCAGCACUUGUGGCUGGCUGCCAGCAGGGCUCGUGGUUUUGGUCCUCUCUGCCGAUAUAAUGCCCCUGGAGUCACACACACACACACACACACACAGAAUGGAUAACACUUGGCCAAACAAGCCAUUUACAUUGGAGCUGAAUCUGAUCUCACCAGGCAGUUGGUAUUUGUUUGGAGAGAAAAAAAGAGACUUCUUUUUUUUCCCCCUUUCAUGCAAUAUGAUAUUCAGUGCAUAUAGGUAAUAUAAUAACCCAAUUUGAAAAAGCUGAGAAAAACAUGGCCCUGUCCAAGGAUCAGACUUCAAGCUUUUCAUUGAAGGUUUGCACGCAGUGCCUCUUUUUUCCAGCCUCUGCAGAGGAUGUUCUGAACUCACUUAAUGGAAUUGAACAUGUCACACUACAUUUCCCCAACUGCUUCAGCCCAAACGAGAAGUAUUUUAUUUUUUUAUUUUUUUUUGCUGUUACAGUGUAACAUAAGAAAGCAAAUAAAAACCUUUUAGAUUGUUGUGAUUUUAUAGCCCCCCCCCCUUACAAAUUUAUCCAGUGUCUCCAUGGUAACCGCGCACGUUUGCUGCAGUUUAUCCAAAAGCCUCCUCGCUCAUUCCAAGUUUUUGAACAGGAAAUGGUCUUUUAAAAACUGUUUACACACCACCGCAGCACUGACAUCCCAUUCUGUCCUCAUGUGCUUUUAUUUGUGUUUGGAGGUUGUUUGUUUUUCUCUCCUCCUCCUCCAGAAAAUAGGAGGUCCAUCCUUUUCUUUCCUUUUGGUUUAAUGUUGCGUACGUCAGAGAUCGUAUUGUAUUAUUUAAUGAUCAACAUGUAUGAUAUCCAGGAACAGUACUUUACCCUGCUCUUAUGUAAAGUUUUCUUGUUGUGUUUUUUGUUAUGCUUCUUCUCUCAUGAACGCUUGUCAGGAAACUGAAAAUAAUGGAGACGCCGUGAGAUUUUGCUGGUACGUUUCGUAAAGAUCAUCGAGGGUUUUUUUGUUUGUUUUGUUUUUCGAGGGACAAACACACCUGACAACAGUGAGUGAAAUUGGCAUUGUGAUUGUACAUUUUGUCUAUUUUAAGAAUAAAAUAGGAAAUUUUGUAACUUAA
Messenger RNA from Scophthalmus maximus (turbot), 5694 nucleotides. RefSeq names its product RUNX family transcription factor 2b (gene runx2b). The coding region runs from base 1419 to 2810 and encodes 463 amino acids. The transcript has 7 exons. NCBI's taxonomy places the organism in Eukaryota, Metazoa, Chordata, Actinopteri, Pleuronectiformes, Scophthalmidae. The record is from RefSeq and is a predicted model, not a curated record. Gene Ontology annotation, biological process: regulation of transcription by RNA polymerase II; regulation of cell differentiation; neuron differentiation. Gene Ontology annotation, cellular component: nucleus. Gene Ontology annotation, molecular function: DNA-binding transcription factor activity, RNA polymerase II-specific; RNA polymerase II cis-regulatory region sequence-specific DNA binding; ATP binding.